AUGGUACAGUUUCCAUAUUUUACGGAGAUCAUUGCUGAAAUUCAAAAUUCUGCAAAUAAAUUGAAACAACAUAUUAUUGAUAAUCCUGAAAUUCAAAAUUUCGCAAAUAAAGUGAAAGAAAAUACUGUUGACAAUCCUGAAGUUCAAAAUUUCGCAAGUAAAGUGAGAGAAAAUAUUGUUGACAAUCCUGAAGUUCAAAAUUUUGCAAAUAAAGUGAAACAAACGAUUGUUGAAGUGAGAGAAAAUAUUGUUGACAAUCCUGAAGUUCAAAAUUUUGCAAAUAAAGCGAAACAACAGGUUGUUGACAAUCAGCUAGCAUUAGAAAAAAUCAUUAUAAAAAGUCAAAAAUCUGUAAAUAAAGCGAGACAACAUUUUAUUGAUAUUCAGCCAGAAUUAAUAAGAAUAUUUACUGAACCAACACUAAAAAAGGUUGUUGGAUCAUUAGCUAUUGGUUAUUUAAUAGGCGAACCAAUCAUUUAUGGUUUGCUAUAUGUAAUAGGAUUUCGUAAAAUAGGUAUCUCAAAAUAUUCAACUGCAGCAUGGUUGAUGUCAUUUCAUGGAGGUGCUACACCUCCAGGUGGAAUUGUCGCUAAUUCUCAAUCGGCUGGGGCAGGUGGCUUACGCUUUGUUGGAAAAAUUUUGACAACCCUGGUUGGUGGUGCAUUUGUGUUUUAUGCAAUAAGUGCAGCUGAAGCAAUAAACAUUUUAUGCAAACGCCAAUGA
Molecule: messenger RNA, 723 nt
Organism: Dentiscutata heterogama
Lineage: Eukaryota; Fungi; Glomeromycota; Glomeromycetes; Diversisporales; Gigasporaceae
Source: the annotation of a GenBank genome assembly